UACACUGUCAUAUAGUGAUAAACACUUGGAUGGUUUGAUGAUGAGCACGUAAAUUAAGUAAUACGUAUUGCCUAGUUUAUAUCUAAAUUCCAGUUGUAUUUUAAAUUUUGCUUGGUAGUUUGCCUCGAAAGAUGGAUUUGUCAAAAAUGAAAAAUGAUAAGAAACUUUACCUUUGCAGGUGGUAUUAUCGAGCUGGAUUUGCAUUUCUGCCGUUUCUAUGGUGUGUAAAUGCUAUUUGGUUCUUCUCGGAAGCAUUUAGGAAGCCACCAUAUGAGCAACAAAAGGAAAUAAAGAAGUAUGUGAUAAUGUCUGGAAUUGGUGCUAUUAUAUGGACAGCAAUUCUGACAACAUGGAUAACAAUAUUUCAGUUGCACCGAGCAGAAUGGGGAGCAACUGCAGAUCAGUUAUCAUUCAUUAUACCAACAGGAAUACCUUAACAACUGGCUAUUCUUUUAUAAUAAUUACAACUUUACUUGCUAUCAUGUUGAACUUUAUUUCAAUAUAAAUCAGGAGUCAGAAAUAAGUUGUCCUUUUUCAGAUUUUGUAAAGACUUGUACAAAACAAUAAAUCCAACAAUUAUAAAUUCAUGUAUUGAGUUAUAUAACUGAAACAUGCUAUGACAUUUGCAGCUACAAUAAUAGCAAAAUAAUUAUCACCAUAUGAGCAUUAUUUAGUAUGUUCUAUUGGAAAAAUAUAUAUAUAUAUACACAAUUGAUUAGUAAAGUACAGACAUAUAAAUUUACAAUGUACAUACAAGGAUGUUUCAGUUAAAAUAAUGUAGUUGAAAAAAGUUAUAAGUGAUAAAGUUUUCUUGGGUAAUCAACUGCAUGUAUUCAGAGCACAAGUCCCAACAUUUCAGAGACCAUCAUCUCUUUCCAUCACCAGGGAGUGAUGUAAUGGCAACCUAGUGAUUGAUCCAUCUACGCUCCACCUUCAAGAUCAAUUAUUGACAUAUGAAGGAUCAUGAAUGGAGCCAAGUGUGAAUCGCUCAUCAUGCUCACUGUUGCCGCAACUGUAAACUCGAGUCAGAUAGACCAAUCUGGUGUUUUUCUGAGUAAAUGCUCCUAACAUCUGUCAUUGACAUGUUCUGUCCGAAUGCUGCUUAACUGUGCUGUCUUGAGUGGACUAGACAUGGCUUCUGGAGCUUGCUGGUGUGUCAUCAGAUUUCAUCGCUAAUGCUAAAUUGUACUCAUAUUUGAAUGAGAUAACUUUCACAUACAAAUAAUGAAUGAUGGGUCUGGUACCUGGUCAUCAACUUCCUACACGAACCUACAGAUAAUGUUGAGCAAUGUUCAGACAGGACAAGAGUCAGGGGUGUUACGUUGCUUCUAAUGACAGAACAUGGCCAUUACACCAGAUAGGUCACUGACUCAAGCUUCCGGAUGGGUUGUAUAAACCAUUCUUAUUGGGUCAAUGGUUGUCCCUGAAGGUGGGGUCCAAGAUGGAUCUCUAAAUGUACAUAUAUAGCAACCAAAAGCUAAUAGGGGAGAAGGGGGCUAGUUGCUAUAUUUUAGUUUAAAAAUCACUAAUUUGCAGCAUCUCACAAGUCUCGUAUCUAUUGCGUCUCCCGUGCUCAGUUCUACCCAAGGUAUGAUACUUGUAGCUUGUGUAUUACGUGAGCUAGGUUGAUUUUAAGUGUUUUUACCUGUAAAAAGUUUAAAAAGAAAUCUGAGUUUGAACUAA
Molecule: messenger RNA, 1683 nt
Organism: Zootermopsis nevadensis
Lineage: Eukaryota; Metazoa; Arthropoda; Insecta; Blattodea; Termopsidae
Gene: pen-2
Product: presenilin enhancer, gamma-secretase subunit
Biological process (GO): Notch receptor processing
Cellular component (GO): gamma-secretase complex
Source: RefSeq, a predicted model, not a curated record